AUGUCUACAUCGCAGCCAUCAUAUUAUCCUCGAUCACCUCAAUCUACAUCAAACUAUAGCAUUUCUAAUCUUAGUAAUUAUUCUUCAAAUGUGCCCGGUAUUAUGUCUCAACAUCAGCACUUAUCAUAUGCCUCACCAGUACAGAAUUCUAUAGAUACAGAAUUGGCUGUACCAAAUAUUUCCAGUCAGCGACCAUAUCAGCAUUGCAUUGGGUCUUCAUAA
Macrosiphum euphorbiae (potato aphid) is the source of this 222-nucleotide messenger RNA. The record is from the annotation of a GenBank genome assembly. NCBI's taxonomy places the organism in Eukaryota, Metazoa, Arthropoda, Insecta, Hemiptera, Aphididae.